GAAUCCAUUCGCAGAAUCUGCAAUCCCUCACUCUACAAAUUUCCCGAUUCCAAAUGCACGACGGCUACAUAUAUCUCCCAAACCUGACAUCCCUUCACAUCAAAGACUAUUUUUGGGAUGAUAAUGCCGAAGAUCUCCUAGAGCAGCUUCCUAUAUUCUUCCCGAAGCUCUCAGAUCUGCAUUUGGGUGUCAAGACGAUAGACGAUGAUGAGCAGGUCGGGGGUGCCACUUCGGAUGAACUUGACGAGGCGUCAGAACGAGAUGAGGCUGCAAGAACUUUUUUCGCUGCUUGCAAAUUUCUGGAGAGACUAUGUUUUAAUGGAAAAUACAACUUGACGAGAGAGAGAAUAUCACCUAGGGCAACGAUCAACGGAUGAAAGCAAGACAAUGCUCACGCGGGGAUUGGAACAGCAGACUUGAUAACAGGAAAUUCCGGCAGAAGGGACGUGAUUCUGUUGUGCGUUCUAUGCUCGCUCCGCGAAAGCCGUGCACUUGAAACAGCGAUCGUCAAUAAGGACUAUAUACAAGAUAAAGCUUUGGGGUCUCAGGUAAGGCAAAGCCUGCGGUCCGAGGGCAGAUUUCAUGCAGAACAAAAGUACAUCUUUGCCGGUUUUUAUAGCAACCGGCCUAACAAGCUUUGCGACAAGUGAGGUAUCCAGACGCGACGAGCGAGAGUCAUAUAGCACCAUGGCAGUAGUAGCUAUGCACCAUUUUUUUAGCUCGAUG
This is a messenger RNA of Pseudocercospora fijiensis CIRAD86, 726 nucleotides long. RefSeq lists its product as uncharacterized. The record is from RefSeq and is a predicted model, not a curated record. NCBI's taxonomy places the organism in Eukaryota, Fungi, Ascomycota, Dothideomycetes, Mycosphaerellales, Mycosphaerellaceae. The transcript has a single exon. The coding region runs from base 54 to 377 and encodes 107 amino acids.